AUGUUCACCCCGACCCCAGCAAGUACACCCCCGCCAAAUGCGGUACUAAGGUUGAAGUACUCCAGCAAACUCCCUGUCAACAUUACCCUCUGGGCUCAGCGAGUUCAAAACCUUGCAUAUGCGCUGAAACGAGUCCAUGGGAUUAAACCUGGAGACAGAGUCGCAGUCAUAGCACCCAACUGUUCCAUGAUAGCAGAUGCACACUUUGGGGUCCUUGCAGCAAGGGCUGUGAUCACGCCAAUCAACACACGCCUGACCAUUCCGGAGGUUGACUACAUCCUAGAGCAUAGUGGUGCUAAACUCGUUCUCAUCCCAUACGUUGUAUGCAAAGACACGGGUCGAGCCGGAGACCCUUAUGAAGAUUACCUUACUCAAGGUCGUAAAUUAAGCGGCGAGGAGGGAUGGGCGGGCCUUGAAAUGGAGCCUGAUGAGAAUGCAAAUGCCAGUUUAUGUUAUACUUCGGGAACUACUGGACGACCAAAGGGCGUGGUUUCUACAUUCAGAGGCUCCUACCUCGCUGCCAUUGCAAAUGCAUAUGAAGCCCGGAUCACGCGUGACUCGACCUAUCUUUGGAUUCUCCCCAUGUUCCACGCGUGUGGCUGGACAUACCCCUGGGCAAACGUGUUUGCCUUUGCAACCCAGGUUACGAUCCGCGCGGUGGUAAAUUCGAUCGUUUGGAGGCACUUUACGGAAUCUAGAGUGACCCAUUAUUGUGGCGCCCCAACUGUACAGAUCGGGAUAGUUAAUGCCCCUGAAGCACAACGGCUCGAGCACCAAGUUCACGCAAUCAUUGCUGGAUCUGCACCAACGGCCCACUUGAUCGGGGAACUCGAGAAGAAGAACAUUCAUGUUACACACGUAUAUGGACUCACACACGCACUCAACGUUCCUGUAGCGAGGCAGACGUACGGUCCUUUUACUCGCAACCACCCCCAGCCCGAAUGGGCGCGGUUAAGUUUGGAUGAGCGGGCCAAAUUCAUGGCACGCCAGGGACAAGCCUUUGCCACCGCAGAUGAGGCACGCGUGGUAUACACCGACUCGGAAGAGAACCUUAGAGACGUUCCCGCGGAUGGUAAAACUGUUGGUGAAAUUGUUGUUCGUGGGAAUAUCGUAAUGAAAGAGUAUUUCCAAGACCCCGAGGCCACGAAGAAAGCGUUCAAAGGUGGUCAUUUUUGGUCUGGAGAUCUUGCAGUGAGGCAUCCAGAUGGUACAAUAGGCAUCACUGACAGAAGCAAGGACAUCAUCAUCAGUGGAGGAGAAAAUGCAUCUUCCCUAGCUAUCGAACAAGAGCUCUCAACCCACCCCGACGUACUCGAGGUAGCCGUGAUCGCCCGAAACCAUCCAAAAUGGGGUGAACGCGCAAUGGCCUAUGUAAUCCUGCACAGUCACAAGGCUGGAAAGUGGAAAGGCAAACACGCCGAGUUCGAGGCCGAUAUGAAGAACCAUGCGAAGAAGCGUUUGCCUGGGUUUGCAUGUCCUGAAUGGGUCGAGGUUGUCCCAGAGCUGCCCAAGACCUCGACUGGCAAAAUUCUAAAGAAUGUCCUCCGUGGCCGAGUCUCCAAACUCUAG
Rhizoctonia solani is the source of this 1569-nucleotide messenger RNA. RefSeq names its product AMP binding enzyme. The transcript is spliced from 22 exons. Lineage: Eukaryota; Fungi; Basidiomycota; Agaricomycetes; Cantharellales; Ceratobasidiaceae. The record is from RefSeq and is a predicted model, not a curated record. The coding region runs from base 1 to 1569 and encodes 522 amino acids.